This is a messenger RNA of Sphenostylis stenocarpa, 555 nucleotides long. NCBI's taxonomy places the organism in Eukaryota, Viridiplantae, Streptophyta, Magnoliopsida, Fabales, Fabaceae. The record is from the annotation of a GenBank genome assembly.
AUGGCAUGCUUAGAGAUGUACAACUCGGAGCACAAGGGUCGCCAUCACAAUCAUCACUGCGCUCCAGUGAGUCCCAGAAUUUCUUUCUCGAACGACUUUGCGGAUGCUCAGCAAGCCACCAAGCAGGAACACAGCAGCGCCAGCAGAUCAGAGGUUCCUGCAGUGUCCUCAGAUUUCGAGUUUUCUGUCACCAACUACUCCAUGAUGAGUGCUGAUGAGCUUUUCUUCAAGGGAAGGUUGUUGCCCUACAAGGAUACCAAGAGGGCCACCACCACUCUCAGGGAAGAGCUCCUUGUGGAUGAUGAUGAUGAGGGGUUCCAAGACUUCUCUCUCAGGCCUCCCAAAGGCUCUUCCACUAGGUGGAAAGGCUUUCUGGGUCUCAGGAAAAGUCACCUUGGAUCCAAGAAGGUUGACAAGAGUGAAGGCUCUUCUGACACAGUUGUUGAGACAAGAAGAGCUAGUUUGUUCAACGAGGGAGCUAGGCUUAAUGUCAAUUCACAGGAGUUGUUGAAUGAAGGAGGAUCAGGUAGCAGGGAUGUUGAGAUUGGGUUAUAG